Petromyzon marinus (sea lamprey) is the source of this 4277-nucleotide messenger RNA. RefSeq names its product delta like canonical Notch ligand 1 (gene DLL1). Gene Ontology annotation, molecular function: Notch binding; calcium ion binding. Lineage: Eukaryota; Metazoa; Chordata; Hyperoartia; Petromyzontiformes; Petromyzontidae. Gene Ontology annotation, cellular component: membrane. Gene Ontology annotation, biological process: multicellular organism development; cell communication; Notch signaling pathway. The record is from RefSeq and is a predicted model, not a curated record.
CAGGAGUUUCGCAGAGGCCUUCUGCCCGAUUACAGGAACACAAAACUGGGCACACGAAUUAGGAUACAAAGCCGAGGGGUUUGUCCCUUGACAGAGAAGCGCCUUUGUGCACACUGACACGCUUUGCUGCAGAAAUCGGAAAAGCUGGGCAACGUCAGGAUAAUGUAUACAGGCAUUCUCUCCUUUGUGUUGAUUGUAAACGUCUGUUUCUCAUUCUUGGGUUAACUUAAACAAUUGCAACUAUUUAAAUCCCGGAGAAAUAGAUCAAAAAACGCAUAUACAUAUUUCAAUCGCCUUGCACUGCCUUGAUGUUUUAUUGCACUGUACCAACUCACCGACGCAAAUCGUCUGGUGAUAGAGCGGUGCGGGGUUUGAUGCCCGCGUGUGGCACCUUUGAUGUGGGUCACAAAAUCCGAACCGUGCGGUGGGCACGGUGGGCACACCGGGCACACCGCAUCGGGUCACGCUAACUGGGGGACUGCACUGGGAUGCACACUUUUGUUGUUGUAGCAACUUGUUGCAGAAACUUGUUGCACACAUGUAUGUCGAGUUGUCGCUUGUCCGUGUGCGUAAAAUAACUGCACAGCCCUCGACAGUGCACCAGUAUUAGUUGCAGUAACUUUACGCGUAAUAGGCUUUCGCAUUGUGUCGCAGGCCACUCACUGUUCCAUAAUGACGCGAGACCUCUCGCACCGAGUGUAGGAAUGACAGAGGACAGCGCGGUCCACCUGGCGCCCUCGGAACAGAAACCCGAUUUCGGCUCUGGAACGAAGAGGCGAGCAAACUCACCGCGCUGCACAGAUGUAACGGCAGCGAGCUGUUCAUCUGGGAAGCCUGAACACAACAAAAAUCAUUCCUUUCCAGAGCUCACGCACUCCUUCCAGCCCUCCCCGCGCAACUCCCCCCCCCCCUCCCAUCUGUUGUGCAGCGCAAGCAUCUGUCAUUACUACAAGUUAAUGUAUUCACAUUUGUGAAUACGGCCCGGAAAGGCAGUUGGGAGCAGGCGGGCCCUGGCUGCUCACGCCGCCCACCAGCUCACGCUGCAUUGGCUCACGGCCUCGGGGCCCUCGCAUAUAAAGCGGGCGCGGGGUGAGUGCUCAGAACCACAGAGAUCCUGACGCUCGCUCGGCGUAGCUCCUCCAGGAUCCUACUGGGACAUUGCUUCGCACGUUCCGAGUGAAGACGGCUCUUGAGUGAAACGCAUGAGCUAGCUUAACCAUCAUCGCAUCAAAACAGUUAUUUUUUACAAAACACCCGAUUUUUAAACACUGGACAGGAACAUCAGUAGGACGCAGCACUGAUGUAAAUACCACACUGCGACUCUUCCUGGGAAAAGAGACAUUGGAUCUAAGGAUGGCACUCUCGCACCUCCUGCUCACUUUGGUCGUCUCUCUCUGCCUGGUGCAGCUGGCACUAUCCGCUGGGAUUUUCGAACUCAAACUGCAAGAAAUCAUCAACAGCAACGCGUUCCGCGCCAGCGGCGCCUGCUGCAAGUCUGGCUCUCCGCCGUCCUCGUUCUGCGAGUGCCGGACCUUCUUCCGAGUGUGCCUCAAGCACUACCAGACGCACAUCACGCCCGACUCGCCGUGCACCUUCGGCAGCGUCCUCACCCCGGUGCUGGGAUCCAACUCUUUUCGCGUCCACGACGUGCGCGGCUUCGCCAACCCGAUCACCUUUCCCUUCAGCUUCACGUGGCCGGGAACCUUCUCGCUGAUCAUCGAGGCCUGGCACGCGGAGGCGUCCGAUAUGUCCACCGACCACCCGGAGCGCCUCAUCAGCCGCCUGGCCACGCAGCGCCACUUGAGCGUGGGGGAGGACUGGUCCCAGGACACGCACGUGAGCCGGCACAGCGAGCUGCGCUACUCGUACCGCGUCGUGUGCGCCGAGCACUACUACGGCGAGGGCUGCUCCACCUACUGCCGCGCCAGGGACGACACCUUCGGUCACUUCUCGUGCGACGAGGCCGGGCAGAAGCUCUGCCUGCCGGGCUGGCGAGGUCCCUACUGCUCAGAAGCUGUGUGCCUGCCAGGAUGCAGCGACUCUCACGGAUACUGCGACAGGCCCGGAGAGUGCAAGUGUCGCGUGGGCUGGCAGGGCCGCCACUGCGAGGAGUGCAUCCGCUACCCGGGCUGCGUGCACGGCACCUGCCAGCAGCCGUGGCAAUGCACCUGCAAGGAAGGCUGGGGCGGCCUCUUCUGCAACCAAGAUCUCAACUACUGCACGCACCACAAGCCGUGCCAGAACGGCGCCUCCUGCACCAACGUGGGCCAGGGCAGCUACAGCUGCAUGUGCAAGCCGGGCUUCACUGGCACCAACUGCGAGGUCGACACCAACGAGUGCGAGGGGAACCCGUGCCGUAACGGGGGCAGCUGCCUGGACCUGGACAACGACUACACCUGCUCGUGCCCGCCGGGCUUCUACGGCAAGAACUGCGACCUGAGCGCCAUGACGUGCGCGGACGCCCCCUGCUUCAACGCGGGCAGCUGCCGCGACCGCCCCCAGGGCGGCUACUCGUGCGCGUGUCCCCCCGGCUACACGGGCUUCAACUGCGAGAAAAAAGUGGACCAGUGCAGCAACAACCCCUGCGCGAACGGUGGGCAGUGCGAGGACAGCGGCAGCUCCUACCUGUGCCGCUGCAGGGCGGGCUUCGCGGGCUCCCGGUGCGAGCGCAACGUGGACGACUGCGCGCGCCUGCCGUGCCUCAACGGCGGCACGUGCCACGACCGCGUCAACAGCUUCGUGUGCAGCUGCCCCUCGGGCUUCACGGGCAGGGAGUGCGCCGUGGCCGUGAGCCCGUGCGCGCUCACGCCCUGCUUCAACGGGGGCACGUGCCUGCCCAAGCAAGGCGGAGGCGCGGCCUGCGAGUGUCCCCUGGGCUUCAUGGGCUCGCGAUGCGAGGAGAGUCUCAUGUCGCCGCCGCUCGCCGUCGAGAUGCCGGACGCCGAGAGGCAGGAGGCGGACUCGGGCUCCGUGUUCGUGCUGUGCGCCGCGCUGGGGCUCGUCUUCCUGCUGCUCAUCGCCGCCGUCCUCACGUUCCUGCUCCGACAGCUGCGCCUUCGCAUCUCUUCGGCGACUCACGCCCCGGACACGGAGACCAUGAACAACCUGAGCGACUGCCAGAAGGAGAAAGAGCUGGCCAUCAACGUGAUCGUGACGUCCGAGCUAAAAAACACGAACAAGCAGCUGGGCGCCGAGGGAGACUGCGGCGCCAGGAAAUCAAACUAUAAAAUCAAAUACCAGGGCAUCGACUACAAGAGCAGCGUCUCGGAAGCCGCGAGCAACCAGGCCGAGGUGGCGGAGAGCAAGGCGGCGGGGAAGAGCAAGCGGGCGAGCUUUGAGUCCGGCUGCACCGAGUCGUCUUCCUCUUCCUCCUCCUCAGCGCCGAACCACACGUCCGUGUACAUCAGCUCGAUCACGCAGAACGAGUGCAUCAUUGCGACGGAGGUGUGAAGACGGAGAGAUCUGGCGACGCCUGCCUCCGUGUGACGCCGCAGAGCGCUCGCCCCACGCGCGGCGCGCGAUGCGGGAUGAGCUCAUCGCGGUGCCAACGCAGACGCGGUCACGGCGCGCUGUACACGAAAGCAUGGCUCCCCCAACACACACACACCCGCGCCUCCUUAACUAUGGAAUUGAAUAAAUAUUUAUACAGAACGAGUGGGCAGUUCCCCUGGUGCAUUUGCACUAUCGUGAAGAGACUGCAGCUUCUCUGGAUCACUACUCUCAAAGCCAGGAGACGCUGCCCAUCACCGCUGUUCACCCGACACCAAACUUUCACGCGAGAAGUGCUCACGGCACUUGCCGGGCUGCGCCUUUGCUCAAUGUGACUUGGCCCUGCCGAGUUUAUUUGUUUGUACAAACCACGCGAAGAUGAAGACAAAACGCCGACCCGCUACUCCAUGAGCGAGCAACGAUGAUGACAUUGAUUAUGACGAUAUUGAUGAUGAUGAUGACAUUGAUGAUGAUAUCGAUGAUGACGAUGUAAUUGUGAGAUCUGUCAUUAAUGCAGAGACAAAUGUCUUAAAGACGAUUGGAUAUUUGGGUAUUUUGUCAGUUUAAUGAAAUAAUUGUAAUAUAUAUGUAUAUUUAUUUGUAAUAUUUAUGUAAAUGCAAAGUACUGAAGCUUUAUAAAAACAAAUAAAAAAUGACAAAUGUAAAUGUAAGUUAUUUAUUUUUGACUAUUUUUGAAAAGAAACUGUUUUUAAAAUAUUUCUUUUAUAGCUGCACGUGUUAGAUGUUUAAAUGCCUAUUUAAAUUAUGAAUAAAUGAAUAAACAAACA